AUGAAGUACCAAGUUCUCCUGCUGGCCGCCUCGGCCGCUAACAUGGCCUUCGCCAAGCCCGUCAAGGGCUGCUCUGCCCGCAGCCGUAGCACGAAGAUCAUCACCCACACCCAGACGGGCACCCAGGCCCCGGUCCAACCGACUCCGAUCGUCCAGCCGUCCCCCGUCGAGACCCCCGCCGAGCCGUCGGCACCCGCCACCACCCCCGAGGCCUCUCAGGCUCCCGAUGAGGCCGCAGCCCCCGCUAGCUCCUCGACCUUGAGCGCUGCCAGCAGUCCCUCUGCUUCCUCUGCACCGAUCAGCGCCGCUGCCACCUCGGGCGAGUCCACCUUUUACGGCGGCAACACCUCCGGCGGGAUGUGCUCCUUCUCCACGUACACCAUCCCAUCCGGCCUGUACGGAACCGCGUUCUCGGGCUCCGCCUGGAGUUCUGCCGCGAACUGCGGUGCUUGCGUGAAGGUCACCGGCCCUAAGGGAACGAUUACCGCAAUGGUUGUCGACCAGUGCCCUGAGUGCGACGCGGGCCACCUCGACCUCUUCCAGGACGCCUUCGCCAAAAUCGGAGACAUCUCCGCCGGCAAGAUCCAGACCUCGUACGAAUUCGUCGAUUGCGGUAUCAGCUCGGCGAUCAAACUGCACAACAAGUCCGGCACCUCGUCCCAUUGGUUUUCCAUGCAGGUCCUCAACCACAACGAGCCCGUCGCUUCCCUCGAGGUUAGCACGGAUGGUGGAAGCACCUGGCAGAAGACUACUCGUCAGCAGUACAACUUCUUCGAGAACUCGAGCGGCUUCGGUACCGAGACUGUCGAUGUCAAGGUGACCAGCAAGUCUGGAAAGACUGUGACUGUGAAGGAUGUCAGCGUCGCCGCCGACUCGGAGGCUUCGGCGUCGGGCAACUUCUAA
Molecule: messenger RNA, 903 nt
Organism: Colletotrichum karsti
Lineage: Eukaryota; Fungi; Ascomycota; Sordariomycetes; Glomerellales; Glomerellaceae
Exons: 2
Coding region: 1-903 (300 amino acids)
Source: RefSeq, a predicted model, not a curated record